GCGUUUCUAACCUCCCCUCAGAAUUUACUCUCCAUUGAGAGAGAGAGAGAGAGAGAGAGAGAGAGAAAACUCACUUAACUCACUCGAGAUUGUGGUGAUUGCUUGCGCGCAUUGCAGACAGAAAAUGGCUCAGAUGGAGAGGACCCAAAGAAAUAUGGGAAGUAGCGGAAGCGGAAGCGGAAGCGGAAGCGGAACUCCACGUAAUACAAUUACGACGAUGGAACAAUUUCUCCACUACGACGAUCCACACUUCCGCGAAGAAGAUCACAGUCAGCAUUCCAGGAAGUCGGUCAUAACAAAAAUGAAAGAGAAGACUAAGAGAUGGAGAGAGACACUGGUUAAGAAAAAGCCUGACGAUAAUGUCACUCCUACUUGGGGUGUUAGCUUGGACGAGGAAGAUGAUUACGACCAAGAUGUAGAACCCGAAUAUCUCGGAGCCCCCAUGUAUGAAUCAGAAUUGGCACCUGAGGAUUGUAGAGAGGCAGCGAGGCAGCACCCAAGGGCGAACCCAGUGAUCUCUAAUAAGCAUUUUUUGGCUACCAAUUUCACCACUCAACAUCACGAGGAACAUGUCAAAGAUCAGAAAGGCAAGCAGAUUGACCUAGCUGCCGAUGACAAGACCAUCACCCAAACCAUGGCCGAUAAGCUUUCCCCGGCCUGUGCAGCUGUCACAGCGACGCUCGCACCUAAUCAAGCAGAUAGUCCCAUCCUCUCUCCCAAUGCAUCCAACACACGUACUGGUAAUGUUACCAACAUGCCCACCGGUACCGGCACCGGCACCGGCACCGACACCCCUCCCAGUGCAGGUAACACAGGUAUUGGUAAUGUUGUCAACAUGGGUACCGGUGUCGGUGUCGUUGCCGGUAUCUCUCCCAGUGCAGCCAACGCACGUACCGGUAGUAUUGCCAGCAUGGACACCGGCAUCUCUCCCCGUGCAGCCAGCAUACGUACUGAUAGUGUUGCCAGCAUGGACACCGGCACCCGCAUCUCUCCCCGUGCAGCCAACACACGUACUGGUAGUGUCGCCAGCAUGGGCCCCGGCACCAGUACUGGCAUCUCUCCCAGUGCAGCCUACACACGUAGCGGUAGUGUUGCCUGCAUGGACACCGGCACCGGCAUCUCUCCCCGUGCAGCCAACACACGUACUGGUAGUGUUGCCAGCAUGGGCACCGGCACCGGCACCGGCAUCUCUCCCCGUGCAGCUAACACACGUACUGGUAGUAUUGCCAGCAUGGGCAUGGGCAUCGGCUCCGGCGCCGGGGCUGGUUACCAUCAGCAGCAAUGGGACAAAGGGGUGUCGGUGAAAGAGUAUGUGACGCACAAACUGGAACCAGGUGAAGAUGAGAUAGCACUUUCUCAGGUGAUCACAGAAGCCAUCAGUCCACGUAAACCCACUGCGAGUGGUGGUGAUAAACAUGAGGAGGGCAUGGUAGAGAAGGUAAAGGAUGCCGUUUCUUCUUUACUCUGGACCUCCAACGAUUCCUCACCAUCAUCAUCAACCUCAAAAGCAACAAAAACAACAACAAUAAAAUCAAAGCCAGCAAACAAUGCUUCCACAAACGUUCCCGUCUCUACCAAUGCUUAUUCAGCAGUUCAGGAAGAAGAAGAGCAGAUCAACAAGGGAAGGAUUCUUCAGACCAACUAAGAGUCUUAAUACAUGCAACCUUACUCUACCAAUACAGCAGAGCUACAGACUAGAGACACAGAUUGGCAAUAUUUACUGAAUUAAGUUCCAAUUUUUCAUGAAAUUCUUUAACAUAUACUUCCAUAAACAUUAAUAUCCUCUUUAAUUUAUUUUCCUUAUUUGUAACUGUAUUUCCUCAUGACAAUAAAUGAGUUCGUACUGUAUAACGUUAA
This is a messenger RNA of Macadamia integrifolia, 1857 nucleotides long. RefSeq names its product apomucin-like. The transcript is spliced from 4 exons. Lineage: Eukaryota; Viridiplantae; Streptophyta; Magnoliopsida; Proteales; Proteaceae. Gene Ontology annotation, biological process: response to abscisic acid. Bases 125 to 1645 code for a protein of 506 amino acids. The record is from RefSeq and is a predicted model, not a curated record.